AGAACAAGUGGCUGAGCAGAGUAGCACAGCCGCCACGGCUACAGCAUCCUGCAGAUGACUCUGCUCCAUGGAGGAGAGGGAGGGAAAAAAGGACAAGUGUUGGAGAGAAAAGGGUAGAUCCACAAAUGAAGAGAGACUGAAAGGGGAUGAGAAGCACAGAAGGCGUAAGAGGGGUAAAUGAAAGGACUUGAGUUAAUACGGCUGUCUGCCUGAGGACCACUGCAGCUGUACUAAAUCUGGGACUGUCAGGAAAACCCUCAGCAAAGGAGCAAGUGAGAGAGGCAAGGGAGCAGAGGAUAAAAAUAAGUGAUUUGAAGAGCUGAUCCCAUCACUCUGGACAAGCAGGGAUGGCAACCCCAAGAGCCUCUCCGUCAGCAGAUCAAACUUCACACAGAAAAAGUGCCUUCGGAUAACCAGUCUGAACCUCUUCAGAGGAGUGAAGAAAACAGGAAAAACAGAGUUAUUCUGUUAGUUCCCGAAAGGUGAAAACUCAUACAGGACUACUGCACUGCUGCACACAGCUCAAGUCUCUGCUGUCCUCUUCUCAAGUAUCCCUCAGUCCCCCCUCGCACCUGCCUGCUCCUGGUGAAUGUCUUCUCUGCAUGCACUCCCACUGCUCCGCAGUUGAACACACUCAUGGUCGAUGCCAAGGGAAGGAAUAUGAAAUGUCUGACUUUCUUCUUAAUGCUUCCAGAGUCAGUGAAAAGCAAGUCAAGUAAAAGCUCCAAAAAAGGGAAUGCCAGCGGCAGCUCCAAGCUGCCCCCAGUCUGUUAUGAGAUAAUCACUUUGAGGAGCAAGAAGAAGAAGAAGAUGGCAGCGGACAUUUUUCCUACCAAAAAGCCAGCGUCCACCACCACAGUGCAACAAUACCAGCAGCAGAACCUCAACAACAACAACACCAUACAGAACUGUAACUGGCAAGGACUCUACUCCACUAUAAGAGAGAGAAAUUCAGUAAUGUUCAACAAUGAGCUGAUGGCAGAUGUUCACUUUGUGGUGGGUCAGCCAGGAAGAACCCAGCGGCUGCCAGGACACAGAUAUGUUUUGGCUGUGGGCAGCUCAGUGUUCCAUGCCAUGUUUUAUGGUGAACUGGCAGAGAACAAUGACGAAAUCCAUAUUCCAGAUGUGGAACCGGCAGCAUUUCUGGCAAUGCUGAAGUACAUAUACUGUGAUGAGAUUGACCUGAGUGCUGACACAGUGUUGGCCACUCUUUAUGCUGCCAAGAAGUACAUUGUCCCACAUCUAGCACGUGCCUGUGUUAACUUCCUGGAGACCAGCCUGAGUGCCAAGAAUGCCUGUGUGUUACUCUCUCAGAGCUGCCUGUUUGAGGAGCCAGAGCUGACACAGCGCUGCUGGGAGGUGAUUGAUGCCCAGGCCGAACUGGCGUUACGCUCUGAGGGCUUCUGCGACAUUGACGCCCAGACCCUGGAGAGUAUCCUACAGCGAGAGACACUCAAUGCUAAAGAGAUAGUGGUAUUUGAGGCGGCGCUCAACUGGGCUGAGGCUGAGUGCCAGAGGCAGGAGCUUACCUCGUCGACUGAUAACAAGCGUAAGGUUUUGGGCAAGGCCAUGUACCUGAUACGUAUCCCUGCAAUGGCUCUCGAUGAUUUUGCCAAUGGAGCAGCCCAGUCGGGUGUGUUGACGCUUAAUGAGACCAAUGACAUCUUCCUGUGGUACACAGCAGCCAAGAAGCCUGAGCUGGAGUUUGUCAGCCAGCCUAGGAAGGGCCUGACACCCCAGCGCUGCCACAGAUUCCAGUCCUGUGCCUACCGAAGCAAUCAGUGGCGUUAUCGGGGCCGCUGUGACAGUAUACAGUUUGCAGUGGAUAAAAGAGUUUUCAUCGCUGGGUUUGGACUGUAUGGAUCUAGCUGUGGCUCAGCAGAGUACAGUGCCAAGAUUGAGUUGAAACGUCAAGGGGUACUGCUGGGACAAAACCUCAGCAAAUACUUCUCUGAUGGUUCCAGCAACACCUUCCCAGUUUGGUUUGAGUAUCCAGUCCAGAUCGAGCCUGAUACCUUCUAUACUGCCAGUGUGGUUCUGGAUGGGAAUGAGCUGAGUUACUUUGGGCAGGAAGGGAUGACAGAGGUUCAGUGUGGGAAAGUGACAUUUCAGUUCCAGUGCUCCUCGGACAGCACUAACGGCACAGGGGUGCAGGGGGGACAGAUUCCUGAGCUCAUCUUCUACGCUUGACAACCCCAGUGCACACAUUGACUGGUUUUUAGUGCACUGAUGGAAAACAGAAAUGAUCACUUUGUGCAUAGUGUCACUCUGUGUAAUUUUUUUUGUCACUACUGUUCAAAACAAUUUGAUCUCAGACAUGUGAAAGGGUCUAAUGUCGUUUUAAUUUCAGUAAUUGGUCCACUUGAGUAGGACCAGAUAUAUGUUUCAAGAUGUUGCAUUGUCCAAAUAUGUAGAUGAACAAAAGUCCUAAAAGAUUAAGAAAAAAAAAUCUGGCACUAAAUGUGCAUGUAUAUAUGAAUAUAUGUAAAUUCUGAAAAAUAUAUGAUGCCACAAUUGUGGCCAAUGCUGGCCACAAAAAUAUCUUAUAUGAUGAAUAUGCUACAGUAUGUUUAUUAUUUCUAUGUUUGCAUAGA
Messenger RNA from Micropterus dolomieu (smallmouth bass), 2594 nucleotides. It is a transcript of the gene btbd3b, whose product is annotated as BTB (POZ) domain containing 3b. Bases 637 to 2190 code for a protein of 517 amino acids. Gene Ontology annotation, cellular component: cytosol. The record is from RefSeq and is a predicted model, not a curated record. NCBI's taxonomy places the organism in Eukaryota, Metazoa, Chordata, Actinopteri, Centrarchiformes, Centrarchidae. Gene Ontology annotation, molecular function: protein binding. The transcript has 4 exons. Gene Ontology annotation, biological process: cerebral cortex development; dendrite morphogenesis; neurogenesis.